AUGGUAAGAGCAAUUGUACGUAUGCAAAUUGGACAUAACAUUCGUACUGAACACGUGAAUCAGCUGGAAUUGGCUUUAUCGGAUCCAGUGUGUAUCUUUGGUAAUUGCUGUUUUCGUGAUGCACUGCGAAAUGACAACGUUGCGAUAAGAAUGAGGAUCGCUUAUUCAAUAUUCAUGGUAAGGUCUUUCGCAUGGUUGUUUCGAUCUUCGUUGUUUCGAUUUUCAUUCUGGAACAAUUUAUAUUGUUUCUGUAUGAAUACUUGUUUACUAUUUAUAUGA
Anisakis simplex (herring worm) is the source of this 279-nucleotide messenger RNA. NCBI's taxonomy places the organism in Eukaryota, Metazoa, Nematoda, Chromadorea, Rhabditida, Anisakidae. The record is from the annotation of a GenBank genome assembly.